Esox lucius (northern pike) is the source of this 1313-nucleotide messenger RNA. RefSeq names its product mitochondrial ribosomal protein L38 (gene mrpl38). Lineage: Eukaryota; Metazoa; Chordata; Actinopteri; Esociformes; Esocidae. The record is from RefSeq and is a predicted model, not a curated record. Bases 39 to 1229 code for a protein of 396 amino acids. Gene Ontology annotation, cellular component: mitochondrial large ribosomal subunit. The transcript is spliced from 9 exons.
GAUGUUGCUGUUUGCGUAUUCCGUAGUACAUCACCAAAAUGGCGUUGCGCAUGGUUUGCUCCUCUGUGCUGCGGACGGGCACAGAUUUAGGGGUCAGCAAUGCCAGGACAAUUGCAACUACCGCUUUUUUAUGCCGAAGGUCUGCUUCUUUGGGACCCAUGCCAAACGAGGACAUUGACUACAGAAACUUGGAGUCACUAGAAAAGUAUCGCAGCUACACACGGUACCUCAAGAAAGCUGAGGAGGCGAAGAACUCUCCAGCCUGGUGGAAGACCUACAGACAGUAUCAACAGCAAGAGGACCCUGAACAUGUCUUUAUUCCUGUGUGUCAUGCUGGCCCAGGUGUGGAGAAAGUCAACAUUGGGCUACCACAUUGUCAGUCCGCCAAGGGGAAAGAAAGGAAGGAGCGGAAGAGGGUGGUGAAGGAGAACAGAAGCAGUAUAGAGCUGGAGAGGGCAAUGCGUCUGCGUACCUUUAAGAUCCCCCUGGAUCGGGUACAGGCAUGCUGGGAGGAGAUGAGCGGCCCAUACCAUGUCCAGAGGCUAGCAGAGCACUAUGGGAUCUUCAGGGAUCUGUUUCCCAUGGCCUACUUUGUCCCUCGUGUCACACUUCGAGUCAGCUAUGGCCUGGACAUUUCAGCCCCAGUAUAUUAUGGGAACCACUUGACGCCCACAGAGGCUGCCGUGGCGCCUCAGGUCAGUUUUGAGGCAGAGGAGGGCUCCCUGUGGACGCUGCUGCUCACCUGCCCAGACGAGCAUUUGCUGGACAGUGAAGGGGAGUAUGUGCACUGGCUUGUUGGGAACAUCUCCGGUGGUGCAGUAACCUCAGGCGAAGAGCUGUAUGAAUACCUGGCCCCGAUCCCAGCCAAAGGGACGGGAUUUCACCGCUUUGUCUUCAUCCUGUUUAGACAGGAAGGACUCAUCCACUUCCAGGAAGACGUGCAACGAUCACCAUGUGUGUCACUGUCAGAGCGGAGCUUUAAGACAGAGCAGUUCUACAGGAAACACCAGGACCUCAUAACUCCAGCAGGCUUGUCCUUUUUCCAAAGUCAGUGGGACCAGUCUGUUACCAACACCUUCCAUAACACACUCAACAUGAAAGAGCCAGUGUUUCAGUUUGAGCGGCCGCCUGUCUAUCACCCUCCGCAGGUGAAGUAUCCUCACCGUCAGCCACUCCGAUAUCUGGACAGGUACCGAGAUGGAAAAGAGCACACCUACGGAAUCUACUGAUUUGUUCAAUAUGGGGUUCGUGCACAAUGGCCCAGUGUGAUGGUAAUAAUGUAUGAUUGUAUAAUAAACACAUUUUAUAGGAAA